Molecule: messenger RNA, 1530 nt
Organism: Candidula unifasciata
Lineage: Eukaryota; Metazoa; Mollusca; Gastropoda; Stylommatophora; Geomitridae
Source: the annotation of a GenBank genome assembly
GUGUCAUGUCUGAUGUAGGCAUCAUGUCUGAUGUAGGCGUCAUGUCUGGUGUAGGCGUCAUGUCUGAUGUAGGUGUCAUGUCUGAUGUAAGCGUCAUGUCUGAUGUAAGCGUCAUGUCUGAUGUAGGUGUCAUGUCUGAUGUAAGCAUCAUGUCUGAUGUAGGUGUCAUGUCUGAUGUAAGCGUCAUGUCUGAUGUAGGUGUCAUGUCUGAUGUAGGCAUCAUGUCUGGUGUAGGCGUCAUGUCUGAUGUAAGCAUCAUGUCUGAUGUAGGUGUCAUGUCUGAUGUAGGUGUCAUGUCUGAUGUAGGCGUCAUGUCUGAUGUAGGUGUCAUGUCUGAUGUAAGCGCCAUGCCUGAUGUAGGUGUCAUGCCUGAUGUAGGUGUCAUGUCUGAUGUAGGUGUUAUGUCUGAUGUAGGUGUCAUGUCUGAUGUAAGCAUCAUGCCUGAUGUAGGUGUCAUGUCUGAUGUAGGUGUCAUGUAUGAUGUAGGUGUCAUGUAUGAUGUAGGUGUCAUGUCUGAUGUAGGUGUCAUGUCUGAAGUAGGCAUUAUGUCUGAUGUAGGUGUCAUGUCUGAUGUAGGCAUUAUGUCUGAUGUAGGUGUCAUGUCUGAUGUAGGCAUUAUGUCUGAUGUAGGUGUCAUGUCUGAUGUAGGCAUUAUGUCUGAUGUAGGUGUCAUGUAUGACGUAGACAUCAUGCCCGAUGUAGGCGCCAUGUCUGACGUAGGUAUCAUGUCUGAUGUAAGCGUCAUGUCUGAUGUAGGCAUUAUGUCUGAUGUAGGUGUCAUGUCUGAUGUAGGCAUUAUUUCUGAUGUAGGUGUCAUGUAUGACGUAGACAUCAUGCCUGAUGUAGGCGCCAUGUCUGACGUAGGUAUCAUGCCCGAUGUAGGCGUCAUGUCUGAUGUAGGUGUCAUGUAUGACGUAGACAUCAUGCCCGACGUAGGCGCCAUGUCUGACGUAGGUAUCAUGCCCGAUGUAGGCGUCAUGUAUGACGUAGACAUCAUGCCCGAUGUAGGCGCCAUGUCUGACGUAGGUAUCAUGCCCGAUGUAGGCGUCAUGUCUGAUGUAGGUGUCAUGUAUGACGUAGACAUCAUGCCCGACGUAGGCGCCAUGUCUGACGUAGGUAUCAUGCCCGAUGUAGGCGUCAUGUCUGAUGUAGGCAUUAUGUCUGAUGUAGGUGUCAUGUAUGACGUAGACAUCAUGCCCGAUGUAGGCGCCAUGUCUGACGUAGGUAUCAUGCCUGAUGUAGGCGCCAUGUCUGACGUAGGUAUCAUGCCUGAUGUAGGCGUCAUGUCUGAUGUAGACAUCAUGCCUGAUGAAGGCGUCAAGCCUGAUGUAGACAUCAUGUCUGUUGCAGGUGUCAUGUCUGAUGUAGGUGUCAUGUCUGAUGUAGGCAUUAUGUCUGAUGUAGGUGUCGUGUCUGAUGUAAGCAUUAUGUCUGAUGUAGGUGUCAUGUCUGAUGUAGGCAUUAUGUCUGAUGUAGGUGCCAUGUCUGAUGUAGGCAUUAUGUCUGAUGUAGGUGUCAUGUCUGAUGUGU